Messenger RNA from Condylura cristata (star-nosed mole), 4203 nucleotides. It is a transcript of the gene LRRC8A, whose product is annotated as leucine rich repeat containing 8 family, member A. The record is from RefSeq and is a predicted model, not a curated record. Gene Ontology annotation, molecular function: protein binding. The coding region runs from base 1672 to 4104 and encodes 810 amino acids. The transcript is spliced from 5 exons. NCBI's taxonomy places the organism in Eukaryota, Metazoa, Chordata, Mammalia, Eulipotyphla, Talpidae.
CGCAGCUGAAGGAACGUGUCCUCUGCGGGCAGCGCGAUUCUGCCCCUUGUAUUGACGGCUCCUUCCUUGGUCUGGACUGGAGGGACCGAGAUGUGGCUGGUUCUCAGCUGAUGCCACUGCUGCCUUUUUUGGAAGGGAAGAGAUAGUUGGGGGGUUGUGCAGCGCCCUGAUGAGGACUUGGCUGGAAAGGUGGGGCUGCCCCUGGUGGCCCCCCUUCUCUGCCCCCAUCCUCAGGAGCCUGGGGAUGAGGUGUGAGCACAGGACGGGAGGGUCCUUGGUGAGGGAGAGUGAAUUGGGCUUAAAUUGUGGAGGAGCGACUUGGGGGAGCCGAAAAGCCCGAGGGGCCUCUCCCUACUUUUCUGCCGGGUGUAACUUUAACCCCUGCCAGACUGUAUCUCGCCCUCAUGGAGACCGCUUGCCAGACAGACAGCGGACUGGAGACCCAGGGAGGUCUGCUGUUGUGACCCUUCUCCUGGGGAGCGGGAGUUUGUUCAGAGGGACUGGGCAGUACCUUGGCAUUGCCUUGCUGAAGGUCAGGUGUCCCCUCUGGCUCACAGGGAGACAAGGGCAGCUGGCGGUGCUGGAGCACCAGCUUGAAGCGAUGCUGGGGCCCAAGUAAAGGACCUCUGCCUCCCCAUGUCCCCGUUCCUGCAGGACUGGGCCUGAUGCCCCUUGUCUUCCGGGGCCCCACAGACUGGCAGCCCAGCCCCACCCCAGCGCCACCAGAUGCUCUGUACCCCUCCUUUGGCCGUAUCCACUGGGUAACAGUUAUCCCUGCAAACCUUGAACGGCCUUCUGGACAGUUGGGCUCUGAGGGUGUCCCCCGUGGCUCAGCUCAGGGAGGCUAGACUUGGGCCGCUCCCAGAUUGGCUUGCACUUUGUGGGACCAGAGAGGAGUCAGCCCGGCAGUGGCUCCCCAUCCUGAGGGGGCACAUGGGGCGACGAGGCCCGGGCUGAUUGGCUAAGACCUCGUGGGGGCGCAGGCAGGACAGCCCCCGAGCCCAGCGGACCAUCUCUCCAUCCUUGGUCUCAUCCCGCCCUCCCUUCCGCCACUGGUCCUUCAGUCAGUCCUGUUCUGGUCAGGAAUGCUGAGAGGGGAACUCCGGGCUGGCCUCCGGCGGGUGCCGUCAGAGCAGAGACAGGAAAGUGCUGCUCCAGUGGCCGGUAAUAAUAGGAAUAGCACGGAGGGAGCAGAGGAAGGAGCCUCAGCUGCGCCCGGGCCGGCCGGGUGGGCGGCGUGUUUCCUGGAAGAGGAAGGAUUAGGUGAAUCAGGGACAGAGUCCGGAGCCAAGUUCUGGCCCCGGCUCUGCCACAGGGAAGCACCUUCCAUGGAGCGAAAGGAGUGCCCGGACCCUGCCCCGACCGACCCGCGCCAGCCUCAGCGGUGGCCAACGCGCAGAUAGCAGUGCCGUCCCCGGGGCCUUGGUGUAGCAGCAGCGCUUCCCGACGCCCGAGGGCAGGCCCCGCACGCGGCCGCUGCGUGUGGCCGCUUAGCCAGCUGUCCCCACCCGGCCGUCCCCAGUGCCCCCGGAGUCACGUGUCGAAAACCAGUGGCCCGGACCUGCCAAGUCUGACUCUCCGGGGAGAAGCUGCUGCUCUUUUCAGUUUCUUCACAUACACGUGGACGUACCCGCCAGAGGUCACUUUACAUAGAUGCGUGAGUGUUGAACCAUGAUUCCCGUGACAGAGCUCCGCUACUUUGCGGACACUCAGCCGGCGUACCGGAUCCUGAAGCCGUGGUGGGACGUGUUCACCGACUACAUCUCCAUCGUCAUGCUGAUGAUUGCGGUCUUUGGGGGCACGCUGCAGGUGACUCAGGACAAGAUGAUCUGCCUGCCGUGCAAGUGGGUCACCAAGGACUCCUGCAACGACUCCUUCCGGGGCUGGGCCCCCCCCAGCCCCGAGCCCACCUACUCCAACUCCUCCGUCCCGCCCACCCCCGACACGGGCCCCACGGGCAUCAAGUACGACCUGGACCGGCACCAGUACAACUACGUGGAUGCCGUGUGCUACGAGAACCGCCUGCACUGGUUCGCCAAGUACUUCCCCUACCUGGUGCUCCUGCACACGCUCAUCUUCCUGGCCUGCAGCAACUUCUGGUUCAAGUUCCCACGCACCAGCUCGAAGCUGGAGCACUUCGUGUCCAUCCUGCUCAAGUGCUUCGACUCGCCCUGGACCACGCGGGCCCUGUCCGAGACCGUGGUGGAGGAGAGCGACCCCAAGCCGGCCUUCAGCAAGAUGAACGGCUCCAUGGACAAGAAGUCGUCGACGGUGAGCGAGGACGUGGAGGCCACCGUGCCCAUGCUGCAGCGGACCAAGUCCCGCAUCGAGCAGGGCAUCGUGGACCGCUCGGAGACCGGCGUGCUGGACAAGAAGGAGGGGGAGCAGGCCAAGGCGCUGUUUGAGAAGGUGAAGAAGUUCCGGACGCACGUGGAGGAGGGCGACAUCGUGUACCGCCUGUACAUGCGCCAGACCAUCAUCAAGGUGAUCAAGUUCGUGCUCAUCAUCUGCUACACCGUCUACUACGUGCACAACAUCAAGUUCGACGUGGACUGCACCGUGGACAUCGAGAGCCUGACGGGCUACCGCACCUACCGCUGCGCCCACCCCCUGGCCACGCUCUUCAAGAUCCUGGCGUCCUUCUACAUCAGCCUGGUCAUCUUCUACGGCCUCAUCUGCGUGUACACGCUGUGGUGGAUGCUGCGCCGCUCCCUCAAGAAGUACUCGUUCGAGUCCAUCCGCGAGGAGAGCAGCUACAGCGACAUCCCCGACGUCAAGAACGACUUCGCCUUCAUGCUGCACCUCAUCGACCAGUACGACCCGCUCUACUCCAAGCGCUUCGCCGUCUUCCUGUCGGAGGUGAGCGAGAACAAGCUGCGGCAGCUGAACCUCAACAACGAGUGGACGCUGGACAAGCUGCGGCAGCGGCUCACCAAGAACGCGCAGGACAAGCUGGAGCUGCACCUGUUCAUGCUGAGCGGCAUCCCCGACACCGUGUUCGACCUGGUGGAGCUGGAGGUCCUGAAGCUGGAGCUGAUCCCCGACGUGACCAUCCCGCCCAGCAUCGCCCAGCUCACGGGCCUCAAGGAGCUGUGGUUGUACCACACGGCGGCCAAGAUCGAGGCGCCCGCCCUGGCCUUCCUGCGCGAGAACCUGCGGGCCCUGCACAUCAAGUUCACGGACAUCAAGGAGAUCCCGCUGUGGAUCUACAGCCUGAAGACGCUGGAGGAGCUGCACCUGACCGGCAACCUGAGCGCCGAGAACAACCGCUACAUCGUCAUCGACGGGCUGCGCGAGCUCAAGCGCCUAAAGGUCCUGCGGCUCAAGAGCAACCUGAGCAAGCUGCCGCAGGUGGUCACGGACGUGGGCGUGCACCUGCAGAAGCUGUCCAUCAACAACGAGGGCACCAAGCUCAUCGUCCUCAACAGCCUCAAGAAGAUGGUCAACCUGACGGAGCUGGAGCUCAUCCGCUGCGACCUGGAGCGCGUCCCCCACUCCAUCUUCAGCCUGCACAACCUGCAGGAGAUCGACCUCAAGGACAACAACCUCAAGACCAUCGAGGAGAUCAUCAGCUUCCAGCACCUGCACCGCCUCACCUGCCUUAAGCUGUGGUACAACCACAUCGCCUACAUCCCCAUCCAGAUCGGCAACCUCACCAACCUCGAGCGCCUCUACCUGAACCGCAACAAGAUCGAGAAGAUCCCCGCCCAGCUCUUCUACUGCCGCAAGCUGCGCUACCUGGACCUCAGCCACAACAACCUGACCGUCCUCCCCGCCGACGUCGGCCUCCUGCAGAGCCUCCAGAGUCUGGCCCUGACGGCCAACCGGAUCGAGGCGCUGCCCCCGGAGCUCUUCCAGUGCCGGAAGCUGCGGACCCUGCACCUGGGCAACAAUGUGCUCCAGUCCCUGCCCUCGCGGGUGGGCGAGCUGACCAACUUGACCCAGAUCGAGCUGCGGGGCAACCGGCUCGAGUGCCUGCCCGUGGAGCUGGGCGAGUGCCCGCUGCUCAAGCGCAGCGGCCUCGUGGUGGAGGAGGACCUGUUCAACACGCUGCCGCCCGAGGUCAAGGAGCGGCUCUGGAGGGCCGACAAGGAGCAGGCCUGAGGCGGGCGCGUGGCAGUGGGACCACCCGGCGGCCUCGGGCCGCGAACCCGGAGCGGGCGCGCAGGAGCCUGCGGCUGGGCGCUGAGCUGGGCCGGCCAG